AUGAAGAACGCGGUAGGGGCAACCGCUAAGGGCCGCGCAGAUGACUUGACUGUCCGCUCGGAAAACAAGGUAGCCGACGAAACUGGCAGCGAGGAGAGCACAGAAUCUACGGAAGAAUCCUCGGAGACUACCUUGGCAGAUGUCCGUACGCCGUGGAGCGAAAACCGGCAAGUGUUCGCCUACCUUCUUACCCUUAUGGCAGUCUUAACUGCCGUCGUCGUCGUCGUUAGUAACGCCAACGUCAAAAGCGUCACCCCUGUGGUGCUCGAAACUCGCCCGCUGCAACGCAAACCGCGACGUGGACCUGCGCUGCCGUACGAGUUGUGCGUUUCUCGCGCGUGCCAGGCGGAGGGACGGUACCUCUUUGACUUGCUCAACUGGGACGUGGACCCCUGUGACGAUUUCUACGGCUUUGUGUGCAAGGGCUGGGGUGCAGCUACGUCUGACCAACUCUUACGUGAUGAAAUGGACAGUAAGGUCGCUCGACUACUGGGACGAGGUGCGGCCAUCCCGCGUCCUCUUGCGCCGCUCCAACGACUUUACGAGCAAUGUCAAGACGUACGAACGCUGGCUGAUAGCGGCCUGGUACCCAUCCGAAAGGUGCUCGACCUCGUGGGGCUCCCUCACUGGCCAUACGUGAUGCCGGAGAACCGAUACGUCCCAUUAUGGACGGCUGCAGCACGAAUUCUCCGGGCUACGGGCGCAGAAACGCUCGUGCACGUCCAACCAGGAGGAACACACCGGAGCCGACCUGGCCACUCUCUCUUUAUCCUGAAGGCUCCGAGACAGUUGGUCUCCGUUCACGUUCAGGAGACGACCGAAAAGGCCUAUCUAGCUGCAGCUCGGGCGGCGUUAGCAGCAUUUCGUGACAAGUUAUCUGCAUCGCUUCUGGCCACGGAGAUAUUGAACUUGGAAAAGAGGUUCGCCGGAGCGACAGCUAGAGAAACGAAUACCACUUUGGCUCGUUUGGGAGAGUACCCCCAGCUCCUACAGUUUCUCUCCCAACUUACGGGCAACGGUGUACACGAAGGAACGGAGGUGCUAAUGUCGCAAUCGUUUAACGCUCUCAUAACCGUGGUGGGUGCGGAACCUGCCGACGGCGUACUCAACUAUCUGGGAUUUCGAACUGCGGUACAGCUCGCCGACUUCCUGCCGGACUCGGUCGGUCGCGAAUUGAGUGUCCUGGCGUCCCUCGUCCGGAACGGUGGACCGCUGCCUCGAUGGCGUACCUGUCUGCGAGCAGUGGAAGACGCAGCCCCGCGGCGGUUCCUAAGAGCCGCCGCCAUGGCUCUCCGUGCGGCAGGUACCAAACCAGCCGCCGCACUUUUCGCAGAAUCCAUACGAGACGGCAUGAUGUUCGCUCUGAACCAAGCACCCUGGCUGGACAAACACUCGCUAACCAUGUCCCGUCAGCAGUUGUCUCGCGUCAGGUUCCGUCUCUUUCUACCCGAGAACGCGAGCUUGCUAAACUUUGACACGACGUCCGAGAAGGGGCUGCUCGCUUACUCGGCAAUCCACACGGCAUCGUUCGACGCCGGUCUCCGAGCACCGCAUCCGUGGCUCGGAUCUGCGCUCGAUACCGAUUGUACGAUCGAUGUUAACACCAACGCAGUUUUUAUACCUCUACUACUUUUCAAUUUUUCGGCCUUAACGCUGGAUGAGCUCCUCAGUUUCCAUCUGCCACGUGCAGGACUGCGACUCGCCCGAUGUAUGGCCAACCUUUUGCUAGCACGGAAGAACCGAUGGAGCGAGGCAGGAAGGGAAGGGUUAAGGCGUAUUGAACGCUGCAUGUCGGUUCAACACGGCUCGUUGAAACCACGUUCCAUGGCCGUUGCCGACAGCCUAGCCCUCGGACCGGUCCUGCGUCUUUUCCGCGCUAACGUCCAUCGCAGACGUCGUCAGGACGUAAGGCUCCGCAACGCUGAAGACCUCAGUGCUGACCACGUGUUCUUUGUGUACUACGCUUCGGGGUUCUGUCGACAGGAAGAUGACGUCGUCAGCGUGAAUGCUCCCCUGUGGAGCUCAGUAGCGUUUCAACGGGCGUUUGAAUGUCGACCAGGAUCUCCAAUGAGACCUGAUCGUGCUUGUCCUCUUUGGACAUCAGUUACUUAG
Molecule: messenger RNA, 2112 nt
Organism: Ornithodoros turicata
Lineage: Eukaryota; Metazoa; Arthropoda; Arachnida; Ixodida; Argasidae
Product: neprilysin-like
Exons: 1
Coding region: 1-2112 (703 amino acids)
Biological process (GO): protein processing
Cellular component (GO): plasma membrane
Molecular function (GO): metalloendopeptidase activity
Source: RefSeq, a predicted model, not a curated record